Prorocentrum cordatum is the source of this 474-nucleotide messenger RNA. The record is from the annotation of a GenBank genome assembly. Lineage: Eukaryota; Dinophyceae; Prorocentrales; Prorocentraceae.
AUGCGCCGGGUUCUGGUGCUCAUCGCGCUCAGGUCGCGGGGUGGCCCCGGCGCGCCGCCGCGGGACUUCGCGCUGACGUGCUCCAGCGAGACGUUUGGCAUGGCGGCGGAUGCCCUCGGCAUCUUUCAGCUUCGCAACCACCUCUGCGGGAUGAGGUGCGGCGGGGCAAGCGACGCCCUCCCGGCCCAGAGGAGGGCGCAGGAGCAGGUGUUUCGCCGCGGCCGCUGGGCUGCGCCGUCGUCCACGCGGCGGUGCGCUACGGAGACGGCCCUCUUGCGCGAGCUCGAGGGGGCGCGCCCGGGCGUCUGCGCGCUGGGCGACCUCGUCGGGCGGAGCUUCUGCCUGGUCCUCGAGAAGGGCUUGGCGGGCGCGAGGUCGAUGCGGCAGGUGCCGGCGAAGUUCGCGGCGACCGCCGUGGCAGGCUCCCCGGUUGGCCUUGGCAGGACACGGAGACGCCCCGCGGCCAGCGGUUGA